CACAGCUCAGUAUCUCCGCUCUCUCUCACGAUGCAUGAAUCCACAGGUCUGACGAUCCACACAGGCAUCAUCUUAUCCAUCUGAGGCACUUGGAGGGAAGGAUUUGAGUCAGAGCUCCUGCGAGAGCCUGCGUGGAAAAUGCCAUCAACUCUAGAGCAGCAGUGAUCUGGACCCGAGCCACAGCAGGGAUGAAUGCAUCUGAUGAGUCCUCCUACCAUGAGGAGGUGCUCCUGGGUAACUCCACCUGGGCUUACUCUUACUAUCACCAAAACUACACCCUGCCCCCUCCACUGCUACCAGACAAGAGCAGCACCUCCAAACCAGCAGCAUGCGAGCAGGUCCACAUCGCCAUAGAGGUCUUUCUGAUCCUGGGUAUCAUCUCCCUGCUGGAGAACAUCCUGGUCAUCACAGCCAUAGUAAAGAACAAGAACCUCCACUCGCCCAUGUACUUCUUUGUCUGCAGUCUGGCAGUGGCAGACAUGCUGGUGAGUGUGUCCAACGCCUGGGAGACCAUCAUCAUUUACCUUCUUAACAACAGACAGCUGGUGGUGGAGGAGCACUUCAUCCGGCAGAUGGACAACGUGUUUGACUCCAUGAUCUGCAUCUCUGUCGUUGCGUCGAUGUGCAGCCUACUGGCCAUUGCUGUGGACAGGUAUGUCACUAUCUUCUAUGCGCUGAGAUACCACAACAUCAUGACAGUGAGGAGAGCUGGCUGCAUCAUCGGGGGAAUCUGGACCUUCUGCACGGGCUGCGGUAUCGUCUUCAUCGUGUACUCAGACACCACCCCCGUCAUCAUCUGCCUGGUCUCUAUGUUCUUCGCCAUGCUGCUCAUCAUGGCCUCCCUCUACAGCCACAUGUUCAUGCUGGCCCGCUCACACGUCAAGCGCAUCGCGGCCCUGCCCGGCUACAACUCCAUUCAUCAGCGGGCCAGCAUGAAGGGCGCCAUCACACUGACCAUCCUGUUGGGGAUCUUCAUCGUCUGCUGGGCUCCCUUCUUCCUGCACCUGAUCCUAAUGAUCUCCUGUCCGCGCAACCUCUACUGCGUGUGCUUCAUGUCCCACUUCAACAUGUACCUCAUCCUCAUCAUGUGCAACUCUGUGAUUGACCCGCUCAUCUACGCCUUCAGGAGUCAGGAGAUGAGGAAGACUUUUAAGGAGAUCAUCUGCUGCUGCAGCCUGAGAAACGCCUGCACCAGCAUCUGCGACCUGACAGACAGGAGACAAAGGAAAUGCCUGAAAAAUGAGUGGAGAAGCAGGAUGACAGUGGGGUCACGAGUUGUCACUGGUUGAUGAGUAUGAAAAUGUAAAUAUAUUAUAAAAAUGUAAUAUGGUUUCACAAAGAUAUUUCAGACUGGAGUGUAGUGUUGGUCCAGUCUUAAUGUUGCUCAUGGAUCAAUGUUAGUUAAACUGUUUCACGAAAACAAAGACUGACUCAUUUUAAGCCAAACACAUUAGACACCUUGCCCCCGGACUAACUCAGGCCUAAGACCAAUGUUCCCACGGUAACAAUCAAAGACACCUGCACUGACCAGUAGCACCCAGCAACAAGAAACAAUAAAACAUGGCUCAUAAUGUGUGGUUGUCUAACAUUGAAUUGAAUUGAAUUCUUCCUAAUGACAAACAUUUUCUGCUGAGGGUAAACGGAGCUCAGCUGCUGGGUGCGGUUCCUCAGUCGGCCCUUUUUUUUCAAAUUUAAAAAAGUCUUAAUUUACCCAGAAUUCAUUGUAACACAGCCCGGCUUAAGAUAGCUGAACUAAACUGCUUUGCGCAACAGGUGAAUUUAGACUCUGUCUAUCUGAAGUCUGACUAUUUGUCAUAUCUAAGACACAGUCAAGGUCUGUCUUUGUGAAACCGGCCCCUGAUCUCAACCCAGUUGAACACCUAUGGGAGAUUUUGAGCCGGCGUGUUAGACAGCGUUCUCCACCACCAUCAUCAAAACACCAAAUGAGGGAAUAUCUUUAGGAAGAACCGGAGACGUGUAGAAUCAACACCAAGGAGCACUGAAGCUGGUCUGGUGGCCCCACAUCUUACUAAGAUGCUUUAUGUUGGUUUUUCCUUUAUUUUUUCACCCAUCUGUAUAUGUACUGUGCACACAGUCACAGUACAUAUAAAGGUUUUUUCUUUUUCACUAUUGUCAAUAGAAAACCUUGACGCUGUUGUGUAGGAGCACUUAUAUACUUUCUUUUAACUAUGCAUUGGUGUGCGCAUGAUGGCUACUCAGUGUUGGUUGUGCACGACUGGUGUAGGCAGUGAAGUCAACAACACCUGGGUAAAGUUUUGAAGAGAACCUAAUAGAUCUUGUGUGCCUUUACCCAUGUUUAUAUGAUACCUGUUGCUUUGGCUGCUUUUACAAAGUCUGUAGUUGCAUAUGUGAAAAAAGUAUAAAGCCUAAAAGUUAACAGCCUAAAGUCUGAUAAAUGUCUGAUUCAUGUCCUCAGGUGAAGUCCCUUGAGUCAGCGUCAGUCAGGGUCUGAGGACUACAAGUUUAAAAAUGAAAGAAAUCUGGGGGUGUGGCAUUAGAAAGACAUGAACUUCAUCUCUGCUUGAUGCUACAUUAGCUGCUACUAUCAUAACAUAUUAGGUGAGAGAGGGGACUAGAACAACCAAACAUUUACAUAUUAAACUUACUUACAUCUAAUAACCCAUACCAUUAAAAGAUGAUUACACAUGACAUUCAAAUCAUUCAGAAUAUGAAUUUGAAUGGAAGAAUUCAGAUGUUGCACCUGACCCCAACUGUUGCAGCAUAUUAAAAAAACAUUAAAUUUCACUGAUUAACUUUUGCUUUUUUUCUCAAUAGCAUAUUAUUCUGAAAAUAUGUAUUGUUUACAAUAAAAAUAUGAAAUUAUUUAUUUAUAUGAUAAUAUUAUAUCAUCAUUUAUAUAUAUAUUUAAUAAUAUUUAUCAAAGAACAGUUAUUGAGUUUUGUUUUUAGCCAUAGAACUACAACUUGAGUCAAAAUAUUCACAAUUUAUUUAUGUUAUUGCUUUUGAUAAACAGAACAAGCAAAUAUAUUAUAAAGCCAUGAGAGGCUAACGAAAUAAUUCCCAAAAUUGUUUGUAUUCUGUUAUACGUUAAAAUUAACAAUUAUUGUUAUUUAAUUAUAUUUUUAUUGUAAUUAUUGGGACAAAUUCAGCUGCAUAUUUUGCCUAUUUAGAACUAAAAUGUUGACAAAUACUUUGAUGGUACUGUUUUGAUUUGGAUGCUUAGUAUGGGGACAGUCGCCACCCGGUCAGCCAUGACAGAACAACACGUGCUAACUAAACACACUGACCUUUACACAUGCUAACCAUGUCACUUAGAAGUCAACAAAACUAUGAGUUAAACUAAGUAUGUUGCGAUUAAUUCAAACAAAAGGUCAGGACAGUUCUUCUAAAAUACAGUUUGGUUUAAAAAAAAAAAUCUGGUUGGAUGACGUAUUGCAACUGCCCCCCCCCCCCCCCCCCCCCCCAUCAUCACUGAUUGUAUUUUCAGCAGCCCGGUGGUGUUGUGGGUAAUGUAGGCACCAGGUUUUGACAAUGAAGAAGAAUGUGUUCAAUAAAAAAGACAGUACUUCUGUUUCUGCUGCAUUGAUUUUUUAGUAAUUGUCCAUCAUGAGUCUAAAAAUGUCAACGCCAGUUCACGGUUUCUGUGGAGCACAUGCAUGUGCACUGUCCACAUCCAAGUCCACAGCUGACCACGUUUAUUUUGGAGUAUGAUCAGGUCUUUAGAGGGAUACUCUGUGACAGUAUGCACUACAUUUACAUUAAAGUCACAUUUAGAAAUGUGUUAAUUUGCAGAAUCUUACGUUUUGGAGGAAGAUAUUUUGGUGUCAGUCCUGAUCUGCUCCCUUUAUCUCCAAGAACACACAAUGUAUUCUGCAUGUACGUCAAUUAGAACAACAUUAGGCUCAGAUGGACACCAGCACUGUGAGAAAAAGUUUAUUUGAAUUAAGCCGAAACGCUGAUGAUCAAACUGACUGUCCCUUUGGUGGAUUGAAUGUUUACACCUCCAACAAGCUGAGAAACAAGUCACACAUUAUUUGUUCAUGGCCUUAGACAUAAAAGUAUGUUACCUUGUUUGUUAUUUGUAAGUGGGGAAAGGUUGGCUGCUACUGAACUUUUGGAUAGCCUGACGAUGUUUAAUGCGACGGUGUAUUAGGGCCACAUUGAGGGAAAAAAAAGAAAUCUGAAAUUACAAGAAAAAGUCAUAAUAUUCCAAUAAAAAAGUUGUAACAUUACAAGAAUAAAGUCCUAAUGUUACAAGAAUUAAGAAUUUGAGAGAAAAAAAACACAUCAUUUUUAGGAAUAUUACAUCAACCAAUCAACCAGGUGAAAGGUCAGUCAGUGGCAGGCUGAGCUGCUUCUGGCAGCUGCUGGUUGUCUGUCUAACAAUAGAAGAGACUCCGUUUCUUCGAUGAUGAUGAUGAUGAUGAUGAUGAUGAUGAUGAUGAGCCAAAAGAUGAAGUAUCUACUAUUUGUGAAACCUCUGCUAAAGUAGACCUCCACAUUCCUCAUCUUAAAGCAGGUUAACGCUGCUGCUCUUCUGAUAUUUCCUCUAAAACAACAUGUGACCUUAAAUUACCACUUUAUUCUCAUAAUAUUAUGACUUUAUGAUUUUAUUCUCAAAAUUAAAAUUAAAUUAUUUUCUCAAUGUGGCCUUCAGACUCCGUCGUAGUUUAAUACCAUGUAUUAAAGUCAGUAAACACGCCGUAAGUUUACACUUCAAAUGUAAAAACUGAAUGUAGAAAUAGCUUCACAGUGCUGUCUGUAAGUGUGUGUUGGUGGUGCCUUACCUCCCGACUGAGAAGCUCGACAGAACUUCAUCACAAAAAUCAACCAUCAGCAGGAACUGCUUUACGAACAAAAUGUAAUCGCUGCAUGGCGAAUAUUAAAUAUUUGUUUUGCAGUGUUACAUAUUAAUAUUUAUUACAAAUAAAAACAGGCUAUUUGUAUUAUUUGUAUCUUCAGACAGAUCCAUAGCAUUUUAUGCAGAUAGACAAGAUGAAAAGAUGAAGAAAUAGUAUUAAAAGGACAUUUGUUUCUGUUUUGUAUCGUAACUGCCUUACUGUGAGAUCAAAAGAAGAGCGUAUGAAUACGCACACAAAUGUAUACAUUUUAUUAAAACCCAAUGAUAUAUCCACAUAUAUUUUUCCUGUCCCUGUGGGUUUGAAGAAUGACAGCUCCAUGUUCAUUCACCUGUAAUAUGACACAUGGCUUCCUUGUUACUGUUGAUGGGGAAGCACUCAGUUCUUGUUCCCACAGAAACAGCAGCAAAACCACUGAAACGAUGAUGUGAAGCUGGACAGGCGUGAAGUCCACAUGCUGAUUACUGAUUGCAUGCUCAGAUAACAGCUGUGGGGACAUAUUUCAUGUUAGUAAAUAGUAAAGUGUUGGCAUGCAGAAAUAUUAAUGUGAGUUACAGUUAAAAUGAAAUAAGAUCGAUGUCAGUGUUGGCCAUGUUGCUUAAAAAUGAGGUAUUUUAUUUACUGUACAUAUGUCUGAAUAAAAGCAAAAGGUAAAAUGGA
This is a messenger RNA of Seriola aureovittata, 5501 nucleotides long. RefSeq names its product melanocortin 5a receptor (gene mc5ra). NCBI's taxonomy places the organism in Eukaryota, Metazoa, Chordata, Actinopteri, Carangiformes, Carangidae. Gene Ontology annotation, molecular function: melanocortin receptor activity. Gene Ontology annotation, cellular component: membrane. Gene Ontology annotation, biological process: G protein-coupled receptor signaling pathway. The transcript has 6 exons. Bases 189 to 1289 code for a protein of 366 amino acids. The record is from RefSeq and is a predicted model, not a curated record.